Megalops cyprinoides (Indo-Pacific tarpon) is the source of this 3823-nucleotide messenger RNA. Its product is annotated as solute carrier family 23 member 2-like. Gene Ontology annotation, biological process: transmembrane transport; L-ascorbic acid metabolic process. NCBI's taxonomy places the organism in Eukaryota, Metazoa, Chordata, Actinopteri, Elopiformes, Megalopidae. The record is from RefSeq and is a predicted model, not a curated record. The transcript has 15 exons. Bases 344 to 2323 code for a protein of 659 amino acids. Gene Ontology annotation, cellular component: membrane. Gene Ontology annotation, molecular function: transmembrane transporter activity.
AUUUUUCACCGACACUGUGUGUGACUAGCAAGCGCGGUAGCUACCGACACCAUCUAAUUUAGCGCAUAAAACAGGGUCUGAACGCACAUAUUCCAGUCGCAUCACUUCUGCAUCCAUUUGAGCUUGAGGGUCACCAGCAGUCUUGGACUCAGCGACUGGACAGACAGCUAACCAUCUAUCCUACGGCCUUCCUGAUGACCAGUCCCUGGGUCAUGUGACACGUGCUGAGAGAGCGAGAGAGACUUACACACACUGACUGACUCGCAAGGGACAGACCGGCCGAGAGCAAGUCACCCGACAGAAGGCGUCAGAGAGAGAGAGAGAGAGAGCAGGAGAGAAAAGCAUGGGUGUGGGGAAGAACACCACCUCCAAAUCUCUGGACUCGGGAGGAGAAGGAGGCAGAUACGACGAGGAGAGCAAGCACAAUGAGGACUUCUAUCCCAUGCCUGUGGUGAUAAGUGGGGUGGCCCAGUCCAGUCCAGACCAGGACACAGAGGACACGGAACUCAUGGCCAUUUACACCAAGGAGAACCGAGCCACAGAGAAGAGCUCUUUGUCUGAGACAUUGGAGAGUGUGGAAAGCCUGGAUGCGCAACGAAUGGACAUGAUUUACACUAUUGAGGACACUCCUCCCUGGUACCUCUGUCUGUUUCUGGGCCUGCAGCACUACCUGACGUGUUUCAGCGGGACCAUCGCUGUGCCGUUCCUGCUGGCUGACGCCAUGUGCGUGGGGUUCGACCAGUGGGCCACCAGCCAGCUCAUCGGCACCAUCUUCUUCUGCGUGGGCAUCACCACCCUGCUGCAGACCACGCUGGGCUGCCGCCUUCCCCUGUUCCAGGCCAGUGCUUUUGCCUUCCUGGCCCCUGCCCGUGCCAUCCUGUCCCUGGAGAAGUGGAAGUGUAAUGACACAGCCAUCCCUGUGCUGAACGGCACGGAGCUCUUACACACCGAGCACAUCUGGCACCCACGGAUUCGGGAGAUCCAGGGGGCCAUCAUUGUGUCGUCGCUGGUUGAGGUAUGCAUCGGGGCCCUGGGUCUCCCGGGGAUCCUGCUCAAAUACAUUGGCCCCCUCACCAUCACACCCACCGUGGCGCUCAUCGGGCUGUCCGGCUUCCAGGCGGCCGGGGAGAGAGCGGGGAAGCACUGGGGCAUCGCCAUGCUGACAAUCUUCCUGGUGCUGCUGUUCUCCCAGUAUGCCCGCAAUGUGCAGCUGCCCCUCCCCGUCUACCAGUCCAAGAAGGGCUGGACAUCCUACCGCCUGAAACUCUUCAAAAUGUUUCCAAUCAUCAUGGCGAUUUUGGUGUCGUGGUUGCUGUGCUUCAUCUUCACGGUGACGGACAUCUUCCCGCCACAGAAGGAUCAGUAUGGCUUCUACGCCCGUACCGAUGCACGCCGGGGUGUCCUCACCGCCGCCCCCUGGUUUAAGGUCCCCUACCCCUUUCAGUGGGGUUUGCCCACCGUGUCAGCUGCAGGGGUGAUUGGCAUGAUGAGUGCAGUGGUAUCCAGCAUCAUCGAAUCCAUCGGUGAUUAUUACGCCUGUGCCCGCCUCUCCUGCGCCCCCCCACCCCCCAUCCAUGCCAUCAACAGGGGGAUCUUCGUAGAGGGGCUGUCCUGUGUCCUGGAUGGCAUUUUCGGGACAGGAAACGGCUCCACUUCAUCCAGCCCCAAUAUCGGGGUGCUGGGCAUCACCAAGGUGGGCAGCAGACGUGUGAUCCAGUACGGAGCAGGCCUGAUGCUGCUCCUGGGUUUGGUGGGGAAGUUCAGUGCCCUGUUUGCCUCGCUGCCCGACCCGGUGUUGGGGGCGCUCUUCUGCACCCUCUUUGGCAUGAUCACGGCCGUGGGCCUGUCCAACCUGCAGUUCAUCGACCUCAACUCCUCCCGCAACCUCUUCGUCCUGGGCUUCUCCAUCUUCUUUGGCCUCAUGCUGCCCAGCUACCUGAAAGGGAACCCGCUGGUCACAGGCAUCGUCAGCAUUGACCAAGUACUGAACGUGCUCUUGACAACGGCCAUGUUUGUAGGGGGCUCAGUUGCAUUUGUGCUGGACAACACUAUUCCUGGCACUCCGGAGGAGCGGGGUAUCCGGAAGCUGAAGAGGGGGUCGGGCCCUGGUGCAGCCGAGCUGGAGGGCAUGCGCUCCUACGACCUCCCGUUCGGCAUGGACUUCCUGCGCAGGCACCGCGUCUUCCAGUACCUGCCCAUCAGCCCCACCUUCAGUGGGUACUCCUGGAUGGGGGUGGCGCAAGGGGCGUGUCGGAGAGGGAGAGGCGGAGGGGAGGGAGGGGGAGGAGGAGGCGUGGCUGCGGGUGGGGAAAGUAGCGUAUAGCAGGGCGGCGGGGUUGAGAGGAAGAGUUACAGAAGAGAGAUUUCAGAGCUGUGGGACAUUCCUUUUUUCCUCUUGGUGUUUCCGAUUUCCCUUCUCUGUUUUUUUCUCUCUUUUUUUCACUGUUAGUAUCAGUUGAAGCUCAAUAUUAACAUGGUGCCAUGGUCGACACUGAGUUGCCCCUUUGCGUCAGUAGGGAGGCCCACUUCAUUCUAGACAAGUAUAUCCCUGAUUUAUUAUCACGUUUGGUUUGAUCCAUUGAACAAGCCACGGUCUGAUUUACCCUAUCAAUUCUUGUCUAGAACCAACCAGCCUUAUUACAUAUUUGUGUGUUUGGGCCAUUACAGAGACGUUAUUCUAUAUAUUUGUCAUAUAAAGUGCAUCAUGCAGCACAUUGAAUUUCACACUACAUUGAACCUUACACUGCUGAGCUAUAAUUCCCCAAACUUCAGUGUCGCCUAAUUUCAGACUGUUCAUUUAAAGUGCAUCCAAGGGUUGUUUUCAGAGACAAGUAUACCCAGGGAACAUUGUUUUUGGCUUGCAGGGCAUUUAUCAGUAAUGAUGGUAAGGACCAUGUACUUGAUGUGCUCUUGUUGAGUCAAACCAAACACACUCCCUGGGUGUAAUCUUCAAGCACUUACUUAUAUAUACUCAGAUAAAUUACAUGCCCCAGUUGGAUAGAAACAUUGCACAAUUCAGAGAGCAACCCUCACGGGUUCCUUUAAAAAGCAGGAGGGGAGUCAAAACACCAGGGGAAAAAAAUACCGACACGGAACUGUCCUUACGACGUCCCCAUGACCAAGUCACGCCGUCCUGUGCCCGAGCUGCGGCUUGAGCUGGGGUCUCUCUGGAAAGAGCCCGAACAGACACAGAGAGACCGAGGGGGGCUGAUCGAUGGGGGAGAGGAUCCGAAUUUCUGUUUUCAAGCAAAGCGUUGGACGUUGGGAGGACAAAAGAGAGGCCUUUUGGGCCAGUAGCUUGCUGCCGAGAGAGCGCUCCCACGCAGCAGCAGCACAGGCAGCUGGCAGGGCCUAGUAGGGCUGCGCUACGCACAGAUAACACACAGCGGAUGUGAUCGCAAACACACGCACACGCCCUGAGCGCAUGCUGGCAGGGUCACGCUUCUGCAGGUGGCUUCUGUGAUCCACAGUGAAACACAUAGUGAUUGUGAUACUCUUUUUUUUUUGCACUACUUCUUGCCACGGAUCGAAAUGCACAGGCGCGUGCCCCUUUCGGGUAGCUUCACCGUAGUAUCCGUAUUUAUUAGGCAUGUCCACAAAUCCCCCACAGACUAAUUGAGCACAGCACAUUUUAUAAGUAGGCCGUCAGUUCAUUUGCACGUCGUAGUAGGUUUAAAAAAGAAAGAGAAAAGCUUAUGCUCAGGCCACAAGACACGGAAUUGAAACAGGAAACCAAGGAGCAGGAAACUGAUUUAUCCGUUUGCAGCGCCUGCCGCUUAUCUGUCCUCUAUAGAUAAAGAUGUUCGUUUCAGACUGUUGAUGA